AUAAAAUCCAAAACCUAUAUAUCUAUAUAUAUAAUCCAAACCCAUCAAACUUCGUGAAAAAUAAAAAAAUAAAAAAAAAUGAAGAAAGUUGAGCUCAUCUUCAUCCCCUCACCUGGUAUUGGUCACCUUGUCUCCACAGUGGAGAUGGCAAAGCUCCUCGUGGCUCGAGAUCAUUGUCUUCACGUUACGGUACUCGUCAUGAAGCUACCCUUUGAAACCAAAGUCUCAACCUACCUCCACUCUCUUUCUUCUUCUUCUUCUUCUUCUUCCUUCUCCAACAUCUCAGCACGUAUCAGCUUCGUCAUUCUCCCACACGACCAUAAUAAUACCCUUGCAGAUUCCAACCCUGGCCUUUUCUUGAAUCAGUUCGCGGAGAUUCAAAAACCCCAUGUCAGAGAAGCCGUUGCCGCAAAACUGAUCCAUUCCAGAGACAAGAGUAGUGCUGAUCAUGAGUCUGACUCGCCGCCCCGACUAGCCGGUUUCGUCAUCGACAUAUUCUGCACCACCAUGAAAGACGUAGCCGAGGAAUUCGGGAUUCCUACAUACGUGUUUUUCACAUCUAGUGCGUCCUUUCUUCGCCUCAUGUUCCAUAUCACAGACCUUAAGGAUGAAGAAAACAUCGAUACCACCGAUUUCAAGGACGACCCGAAUACCGAUUUGGUCGUCCCGGGUAUUUUAAACCCGGUACCCGCUAGUGUUUUGCCCGGUGUGGUUUUGCUCAAAGAUAGCGCCCCGUUGAUGCUGACUCAUGCUAGAAGGAUGAGGGACUCAAAGGGUAUUUUAGUAAAUACGUUUGCAGAGCUGGAAUCCCAUGCAAUCCGUUCAUUAUCAGAGACGAGUGAAUUUCCACCGGUGUAUUCUGUGGGACCCAUACUGAACCCAGAAAGGACGCAUCAUGGUUCGGAUAUAAUUAAGUGGCUUGAUGAUCAACCUCCAUCGUCAGUAGUGUUCCUGUGUUUCGGGAGCAUGGGAGGUUUCAGUGAGGAGCAAGUGACAGAGAUUGCUAUUGCACUAGAAAAUAGUGGGGUCCGAUUCAUAUGGUCACUACGACAGCCUCCUCCAAAAAAUGCUUUCACUCCACCAACUGAUUACGACGAUCCAAGCCAAGUCGUUUCCAAAGAGUUUCUCGAUCGAACGGUUGGGAUUGGUAAAAUCAUAGGAUGGGCCCCACAAGUUGAUAUACUUUCUCAUCCGGCAAUUGGAGGGUUCGUAUCGCAUUGCGGAUGGAAUUCAAUCUUGGAGAGUCUGUGGUUCGGUGUGCCUAUGGCCACGUGGCCGCUUUACGCUGAGCAGCAAUUUAAUGCGUUUGAGAUUGUUAAGGAAAUGAAACUGGGUGUUGAGAUUAAGUUGGAUUAUAGGACUGCAGGCUUUUAUAGCGGGGCCAAUGAUGAGGUUGUGAUUGUAAAUGCUCAAGAAAUAGAGACGGGGAUCAGAAAGUUGAUGGAGAAUGAGAGUGAUGUUAGGAAAAGAGUUAAACAAGUAAGUGAGAAAAGUAAACAGGCUUUAAUGGAUGGUGGACCUUCAUAUUCUUCAUUGAAAAGUUUCAUCGAAACUGUCAUGGUUAAUCUGCCUUCAAGUUGAGAGGCCUUUUGUUUUUUUUUUUUUUUUUUUUUUUUCGUUAAGUAAUUUCUAAUAAAUAUAUUUUAUGUGCUUUUUCUAAGGUUUUCGGAAAA
Molecule: messenger RNA, 1673 nt
Organism: Ziziphus jujuba (common jujube)
Lineage: Eukaryota; Viridiplantae; Streptophyta; Magnoliopsida; Rosales; Rhamnaceae
Product: anthocyanidin 3-O-glucosyltransferase 2-like
Exons: 1
Coding region: 79-1581 (500 amino acids)
Molecular function (GO): UDP-glycosyltransferase activity
Source: RefSeq, a predicted model, not a curated record